UGAAUAAUAGAACAAGCUCGUGUUUCAAUACCUGCAAACUCACUCGCUUCCUGUGUUAGCGCAAACCACAUCCGCCGCUUGACUAAAUGGAAUCGAGGACUAGAGCGAGCGAGCGAGAGAGAGACACACACACAUUCAAAAAAAUAGGAGGCUGUGUGUAUUUUAAACGCAGCAUGGUUCGAAAUUAAUCUUUUUUCUAGCGUCGUCUAAAAGUUUACGGGUCAAGACGUCGUCGAAAGCCGCAGUUCCAGCGGUCGGAGCCCCGCGAGGCCUUGCCCGUGUGGUUAAAGGGAGCCCGAAGAGGACUCGUAGUGACGGGCUGGCUGCUUCCUUCUCUCCGCGACCAUGACAAGAUGGGACUAAAGUGAAACUUUUUGCCACCCGCCGUCUGAAGCCACCCCAGCGAAUUGCUGGUCUCUGCUGAGCAUCUCGCCUUCUGUUAUCUUUCCGUGACACACCCCAGCCGACAGUCAAGCUACAAAUAAGAGAAGAUGGACGUCUGACGGAGGGACCAGUGGGUGACACAAGACUUUUCUCACCUUCCCGCCAGAGGCCAUGGCGGCCCUCAAACGGCACCAUGACGGGAAGAUCGCCGGGCUGUACGACCUGGACAAGACACUGGGCCGAGGACAUUUCGCUGUGGUCAAACUGGCCCGGCAUGUCUUCACUGGAGAAAAGGUGGCGGUGAAGGUGAUCGACAAGACCAAGCUGGACACUGUGGCGCGAGGUCACCUUUUCCAGGAGGUGCGAUGCAUGAAGCUGGUUCAGCACCCUAAUGUGGUUCGCCUGUACGAGGUCAUCGACACGGCCACCAAGCUUUACCUCAUCCUGGAGCUGGGGGACGGCGGGGACAUGUUCGAUUGCAUCAUGAAGCACGAAGGAGGCCUCAGUGAGGAAGUGUCCAAAUGUUACUUCGCCCAGAUCGUACAUGCCAUCUCCUACUGCCACCGGCUGCACGUGGUCCACCGGGACCUGAAGCCAGAGAACGUGGUGUUCUUCGAGAAGCAGGGCGUCGUCAAGCUCACCGACUUCGGCUUCAGCAACAGGUUUCAGCCGGGGAAGAAGCUCAACACCUCUUGCGGCUCUCUGGCCUACUCCGCUCCUGAGAUCCUGCUAGGGGACGAAUAUGACGCUCCCGCUGUCGAUAUCUGGAGUCUGGGUGUGAUUCUCUUCAUGCUGGUGUGCGGUCAGCCGCCCUUCCAGGAGGCCAACGACAGCGAGACGCUCACCAUGAUCAUGGACUGCAAAUACACGGUGCCCCCGCACAUCUCCGGAGCUUGCCGAGAUCUUAUUGGCCACAUGCUCCAGCGGGACCCCAAAAAGCGGGCCACUCUGGAGGAGAUCGAGAACCACGCAUGGCUCCAAGGUGUUGACCCGUCGCCGGCCACGAAGCUGUCCACGCCGCUCGUGUCCCACCGCAGCUUGCUGGAAGAAGAGCACAGCUCCAUCAUCCAGCGCAUGGUGCUGGGUGGCAUCGCGGACCGAGAUGCCAUAACUGAGGCUCUGGAGUCCAAUCAGUACAACCACAUCACAGCAACUUACUACCUGCUGGCCGAGAGGAUGUUGAGGGAGCGGCAAGAGAAAGAACAGCACAGCCAGACGCGAUCGCCCAGCCCCAGCAAGGCCCAGUUCAGGCAGUCCUGGCCCACCCGGGUGGACGUCCACCAGGAUGUCAGCGACGGAUUAGGGGGUCCGGCCAUGUCACACCCCGGGGGCCCCCAGUCCCCCGCCCGCAGCGCCGAGAGCCUCCACAAAGGCCCCCGACCCAAAACGGCUCUGCUGGACCUCAGUCAGAGGCAGGACAACCAGCAGUUAGCCGGUCAGAACCAGGACAAGGGGCUCCGGCCUCUCUCCAAACCCCACACUAAUCCCCUCAGACUGAGCUCUCUGACCUCAGGGGGGCCCUGUAAAACCCGCAGUUGCAGCCUUUUCAGCGUCGAGGAGGACGAGGAAGAAGAGGGGGAGGACCAGUGUUCCCCCUCCGCUCCUCCCGCCCAAGUGGUGCUCCGCUCCAAAGGCUCGUCGUCCCUUGCCUCGUCUCGUAAUCGGCUGACAUCCCGCAUGAGCGCUCCUGUUCUCAACCAGAUCCACGAGGAUGAGAAAGGCGAGGAUGAGGAAGAGGAGGGGGAAUUAAAAGGGCUUGGCCUGACCAAGCCCAGCCUCAGCCUCAAUCUGAACUCCAGAACAGCGUCGUCCCCGUCACCUAAAAGCACGGGUUCGGCGGCGGCAGCGCCCGUCAUCACCGUGACGCCCUCCUCGGAUUCGAGCGACGAAAACACGGAGAGUCGGCAGCCGUCGGACGCGGCGGUCGGCGAGGGUACCGAGCACGGCGAGAAAAGGGCGGCUGCCCAGGACAGCGCCUCUCACUGCGCCAGCCCCGGGUCCAAUUCGGGCCAAGGCAAGAACUCAGCCAAAGCUUCAACCGGCCUGGUGGAAAGCUUAAAAUUGAUGAGCUUAUGCUUCAGCUCGCAGUUCCACAACCUGACGGGCGGCACGGGCGGAGGGACGCCCGGCAACGGUCCGGCGGGCAUCGGCGGGGAUCCUCAGGAACGCCCCGUGUGGAGGAUGUGCGUGGGGGGCUCCACUGGGAGCCUAGACAAGGUCUCCCUUCUUGGGGGUCCGUCGCCACGGGGAAACCUGUACCAGCAGCCGCCCCCUUUGGGGGACCCCCUGGCCGACCCCCUGCUGGAAGGCUCCUGCUCGGGGACCCUGAUGCUGGGGGAGCUGGACCUGGCCCGGGGGACUCACAGGAACAUGAAGAACCGCGCCCUGCAGAUGCCUCUGAGCGACAAGACUCUGUCGGUCAAUAUCCACCGCAGUCCUAAAGAGGGUCUGCUGUGCACCCCCACCCCUCACAGCUGCUGCCAGGUCAUCUAGGGUGAGGGGGGACGGUCGGGGGCAGCGCCACACUCCUUCAGUCAUGGUCUUGCUCUCAUCCAGGCGUGGACACACAUGUUUAUGGAAAUCUGUUUGAGCACUUAUUCAAUAUCCUUGAUAUCCAGCUUAAAGGAAAAUUCCGGUGGUUUGGAGUAACAUUGUAUCCAAUAGGUCAUGUAAUAUGUACUCUAUCUUGAUAAUGUGAUGUUAAAUCCUCUCAUUUAAUAGUGUCGCCAAUUACGAAUUAUGUCGAGUCCCGUCUAAUCAAGUAUUUGGAACGGCACGGUACACGUCACAUUCGCGCACGUAGGUCAUGUGACUCGCGGAAAUGGCGCCACCACUGAAAAUUCGUAAUUGUCGAUAAAAAUCUUCUCAAGACACCAUUCAAUGAGAGAGGAUUGGAUACAUUGUUACUCCAAACCACCGGAAUUUUCCUUUCCGGUCUCUUCACUUGUCUGCUCUUUGUCCGCAUUUGGAAAACAAUUCACCGGACUAGCUUUUUGCUUAUUUGCCCACAACAUGGCGUCAAUGCACCUCAACUUGCUUCAACGUGGUACCUUGGCAUCAAGAUGGUGCCAAAGCAAUAACUUAAUUGGACAACAUUUUACUAGUUACUUCGAAUACGUCACCAAUGAUAUUAGUAACAUGCAAAUGUCAAUUAUUCCACAGUUGUCCUACUAGUGGUAAAGAAAGAGCCAUCCUACUAGUUCCCUGACCUCGUAGUACAUGGACCUCAAGGUGGAUAUCAAGGAUAUCAAAUAAAUACUUGAAAAAAUUUCCAUUCACGGUCACACUUGCCAUUUCUUUUUAUGGCGGAUCUCCCGGGAGGCGAUCCAAACGCUGACCUUACACAUUUGGAGACGCUGUGGCCUGUCUACUUUUUUUUUAACUAUUUCUUUUAACAGAGAAAAAAAAAGAGGCAUUAAGUGCACUAAUGUUAUGCCCAAGGUCUGUACACAGUCAUUUAUGUAAUAUACGUGCACACACACACACACUGAUAUUACUUGCUGUUCAAAGGAGCAUCCGGGCAGUUUUCAUCUCUCGUUACAUUUUGUUGCACUGUGCUAUUUUAAAUGUACCUGUUUUUAAAUUAUUUUUUAAAACGUUUGUGUUUUUUUGUUGAUUUAGAAAAAAACAAAACAUUUAUGAUGACUGAAAGCGUGCUUUCAUGAAAAUGGGCACAGAUGAAAAGAGUCAAGUAGUUAUGAUGGCCCACAGUAUUUUGUAGUCCAUCACUUUUAUUUUUCUAACUGGAGUGUCCGCUCUAUGUAAAAAAACGAAAAAAAAAGAAAAGAAAAACGAGCCUGCACAAGCCAAUGUGCAGGAGACAUAUUGUACAUAUGUAAAUAAGACUCCUAAGCACUUCAUAGUGUUGACGUAUCACCAUAGAAAACACACCAUUACUCCUCUCUUCCUGCUGGAUUAUUUAAACUCCCACAACUUGAAGUGACUCAGACUGGAAGUGAAACAAAACAAACAAACAAAAAAAUACAUUACACACAUGUACAUACUUGUACAUGUGCCAAAAAUGGCAGCUUUUUAUCUUAACAUUCUAAAGGGAAUUCAGUGGGUGGAAAAGAACUUGCGCGCAUCCAGAUGUUUUACCGUGAUCGCGGUAGCCGCUGUUGUAGCCUCAUUCCAAAAAAAAAGUAAACAACCCUAAUUGGGAUGGAGGGGGCGUGAGGGGGGGGAGGGUCCUCCUCUUAUAGCUCAUGACAACAGUUUCCCCCCCGACGCUAUGUGUAAAUGAAGGUGUGACUUACCCUGGUGGAAUAUAUAUCUUGACAGUGCAUGUGUUCUUGCUGUAGCAACCUACAAUCCACCUGUAGUGUGUGCAUGUGUGUGUAUACAAACCAAGCGAGACAGAGAUAUCUAUAUAUAGAGAGAAAGAUGGAUAGAUAUAAUGCAUAAUAAAACACACACACCCACACACUACCGUACUACCUAAAGGACAGCCGAACGAAAUGGUCACUUUAUUCUGUAGCCACACAGCAAUACCAGCGACUGCAAAAUGUACAACAAUAAUGGAUGUGCCAUAAGUGUUGAGCAUAUUGUACUGUAUGUAUAUGAUAGAGAUAUAUUAGAAUAAACAGGUGUGAAUGAAGGGUGU
Syngnathoides biaculeatus (alligator pipefish) is the source of this 4987-nucleotide messenger RNA. It is a transcript of the gene snrka, whose product is annotated as SNF related kinase a. Gene Ontology annotation, cellular component: cytoplasm. Gene Ontology annotation, molecular function: protein serine/threonine kinase activity; ATP binding; tau-protein kinase activity. Bases 556 to 2877 code for a protein of 773 amino acids. The record is from RefSeq and is a predicted model, not a curated record. NCBI's taxonomy places the organism in Eukaryota, Metazoa, Chordata, Actinopteri, Syngnathiformes, Syngnathidae. Gene Ontology annotation, biological process: intracellular signal transduction; microtubule cytoskeleton organization; protein phosphorylation. The transcript is spliced from 8 exons.